This is a messenger RNA of Prunus mume (Japanese apricot), 1524 nucleotides long. The record is from RefSeq and is a predicted model, not a curated record. NCBI's taxonomy places the organism in Eukaryota, Viridiplantae, Streptophyta, Magnoliopsida, Rosales, Rosaceae.
UUUGCGAUUGUAGCGGGUUGAACUUUUGCUCUGUUGUAUUGAUACACUUCAGUCGGACAUGGGAAUGGCAAAUGCAUAUUCUAUGAUCAACCAAGAAUUGCAAAACUCAGUUUCAGAAAAGGAAUACUUGGAGAAAACCAAUCAAGAUUUCAAGGUAAAGGAAUGGGGCACAACAAACCUCGCCAUUAUAUGUGAUGAUAAAAUCUUUGUUGGUGUGGAUUCGAGGGCUACAAGUGGGAUGGACAAAGGAUUUAUAAUAUCAGAAACAGCAGGGAAAUUAUUUAGAAUUAAUGAUUACAACAUACUUGGAGCUAUGGCAGGAAAUGCCAUAGAUUGUUCAAAUACAUUAACUUAUGUGAAGAGGAAGAUGGAAAAUUUGAAAGAAGUGAUGGAACAUAUGAGAAAUACGAAAGAUGCAAUGGAAAUAGAUGAGAUAGAAGAUUUAUUAGGCAUCCAUUUUGCAGUAGAUGAGAUAGAAGAUUUAGGCAUCCAUUUUGCAGCACGAGAAGCCAAGAAGUAUAUCGACAUCCAAUCAAAUUCUUUUGAUGGGUCUCCUCUUAUAAUUGGAUGGGAGCAAAAGGAUGAGAGAUUUGAUCCUCAUAUAUAUAAAGUUAGUAAAGAGGAUUUUAUUAUAGAAUCCACUCGUCACGAACUUGUUGUGAAUGGAUCCGGUGGUGAACGUGCUGCAUUGUAUUGGAGGCAACAUUACAAACCAGGCAACAACAGUAGAGAAGAAAUAUUGAACCUUAUGAAAAGGACUUUAUCAUAUGUAUCUCUUUUUGAUGAGAUGAGCGGUGGUAUUAUGCGUGUGGUUGAAAUGAAACCAUUAGGCUACAACGAGGAAUAUAACCAACAAGUUCUGCAAGUGCUUUUUGAUCAUUACGAUCAUUUGGGUAAUGAUCUUUCUUCUUCGUUGUUCACUCUUUGGAACAACACCGAUGGCGCAUAUGUACAUGAGUUGAACAUAAAAGUGCAUGAAUCAUUCAUAGAAGAGUUCGAAGGAUAUAAACAGAGUGUUGUCAUAAGGAAGAAUAAAAAAUUCAUCAUUCGACUCCUACAUUUUGAAGAAGACUGCCACGUCGAUUUAGCAUUAAAGAAAGUGGAAAACAAUCAUAAAUUUUGGGUUCAACUUAAUCGUCAACCAGAACAUCUUGUUGACAUCAUUAACACUUGAGAUUUUCUUCUCAUGGAUUAUGAUUAGAGGAUUUUCCAAUUCCUAUCAGCACAUACACAAGUUUGAAGAUAAUCAGCAUCAAGCAAAAAGGGACUUGAGGUGCUGCUAACUUUAGCGAGCAGGCCUCUAACAGUUUCAAGACAUAGUUAUCGCUGAGUCAAACUAGAACUUACACAUUUCUGAUUUUUCUGGUUGGUGACGAAAUAAGGGGAUAUGUAGCCCCUGUCUAGAUUCAUUCCCUCAACAACCUCCAACUCAUUGUCCAAUAUUUUCCUGUCCUACAAAAAUUAACAUAGUGUGAAGCUUUCAUGUAUUGGGUAUCAUUUGGGAAUAAAAAACUAAAAUAAAAU